AUGUCUGACACAGUCCUCCGUAAACUAUGGAUGGAUAAACUGAGCCCACAAACAUCACAAAUAUUAGUGUCACUCCCGGACGAUUUGGACCUACAGCGAUUGGCAGAAAUCGCGGACAAAAUAUAUGAGAAUAAACCUCCGGGAAAUGCUUCUGCGACACCACUACAACCUAUUGUCUCUUCAGUCCGUGACUCACAAGAGUUAUCGAAAAUUAAAGAUUGUAUAGCCGAGCUUACCUCACAGUUACAAGCUCUACAAACCGCUAUGCAUCAGCAAAAUCGCACACCCAACAAUUUCACUAGUCGACCACGUCCAUCGCAUCAUACUAGUCGAAGAUCACGUUCCACAUCCAGAAGCAGGCCUAUAUUUAAUACCUGUUGGUAUUAUUUUAAAUAUGGACAACAAGCGCGGCAUUGUACGAAACCGUGUAACUUCGACAUAAACGCAGCUAAGGAUAACAAACACAGCAGUCGGGAAACGACUAUCCCGGCAACAAGUAGAGACGUUUGCUGCCGGAGGGAUGCCAAAAGUCGUCUCUUUUACAUCCGAGAUGAGAACUCCGGAUACUUGUUUUUAGUGGACACUGGGGCCCAAAUUAGUGUAAUACCAGCCAAGCCUAAUAUGUUGAAUAGAAAGACAGAUUAUACGUUACAAGCGGCGAAUGGAUCUUCAAUCCAGACAUAUGGUGAAACCUCUUUAACCCUAAAUCUGGGAUUUAGGCGAUCUUUUCCGUGGGUAUUCACGAUAGCCCAAGUUCGAACCCCAAUCCUAGGAGCGGAUUUCCUCGCCCACUUUAACUUGUUCGUUAAUAUGUCUUCCCUUUCUUUGGAGGAUAAAACGACCAACAUUACAAGGAAAUGA
Messenger RNA from Acanthosepion pharaonis, 861 nucleotides. The record is from the annotation of a GenBank genome assembly. NCBI's taxonomy places the organism in Eukaryota, Metazoa, Mollusca, Cephalopoda, Sepiida, Sepiidae.